ACGGCGGUAUAGUACUGUUUUAUUUAAGGCUGCAACGAAAGGAUUGCAAAAAGUUAGCAAGACGACGAGGUUGUUACCGCUCUCUUUUUCUGCUCUCGCUUCUCACCCCAGUAGUAGACAUUGUUACUUACUGCUAAGGAAAAACUUCGUCUCAUCGUCACGUUGACGCUUCUCAGGCUAGCUUAGCUUGCUAGCUGCGAACAAAGAGACGCGGAAAUUACCAACACAUCGCUAAGCAGAGAUCAAGAUUGCUGAGCACGAGGAGGAACUUUCUCCCUUAAGGGAGAACGAGCGACAACGUCAACUACUGAACGAUCAGGUUGUGUUACAUAGAGCAGGUUCGUUCACUGUUUCACAGCAGUCCAAUGUAAACGAAUGACUAACAAUGGCGACAUACAGGGUUUGUUUAAAUUAAAACACGAAAAUGAAUUCCUCUUUUACAGCUGAUGACAUCUAACAAUGGUGUGUAAAACCCCGCUGCACCCUUUCUGUGUCCUCCUACAAGAUAUUAUUCAUAUUUGCAGACAUAAUAAUACACUAGGCCCCCAACUUACGAACAUCCGACUUGCGAACACUCGGAGAUACGAGCGCAAGCUGACUGGUCUAUAUUUUCAUGUAUUUUGCCUUUUAGUAGCUUCAUAUUUAUACUGCUACAUGCUUGACCAGUCGAGGGCACUGUGACACUGCUAAUGGGACCAACAGGUAGAGGACGAAGGUGGGGAGAGCGUGUAAAGGAGAAAUGGAAAGCUAAAUUGUAGCUGUACGAGGCAACCCGGACAAAGCGUGUGAUUAAAGUUUAUGAAGAGUUAAUAGGCCUGCUUUAUUCUACACCAGCCACAGAACACUACCUCUUUUAGAAGAGUCUAACGACACCACUACCACCAACGACGUAUGCUCGACCACUCCUCUUCAAAGACGUUUGUGACGAUCUUCUUCCUUAGCAACGGGGGUGCAGCUCCAGGAUGGAGCAGGAGGAGCCACAGUCCUUCCACAUUAAAGAGGAAGAGGAGGAUCACAGCAUCAGUCCAGAGGGAGAGUGUCUUGAAGGACUGGAGGAGUUUCCAGUGAUUCUUGUCAUUGUGAAGAGUGAAGAUGAUGAAGACAAAGGUCCAAGUGAGGACAAAAGAGAGGUGGAGCUUCCAACUGAAGCUGACAGAGACCACUGUGGAGGAGCACAAGCAGACUUAGCUCCACUAUUGGAUAGUGACGACUCAACAUCACACUCUCCUGACACUAAUGAUGGAAACACUACAGCUGAUAUGACAUGUCACACUGACAACACACACUGGAAGUGCUCUCAGUGUGGGAAAGCGUUUGUUAACAAGUCCACCUUGGAAAGACACAUGAGAAUACACACAGGAGAGAAACCCUUCAUGUGCUCAGUGUGUGGUAAAGCUUUCACUCAGAAAGGAAGUUUGACAACACAUACAAGAACGCACACUGGAGAAAAACCUUAUUCCUGCUCGGUCUGUAACAACAGCUUUAAUGAUAGUUCAGCUUUGGCUCGACAUAUGACAACACACACUGGAGAGAAACCUUUUAGCUGCGUAUUCUGUAGCAAAAGCUUCUCCCUGAAGGCAAAUUUCACAGCACACACAAGAACUCACACUGGGGAGAAGCCAUUUUCUUGCUCAGUCUGCCAGACAAGUUUUCGGGCUCGUUCAGGGUUGAUUCAACACAUGCGAACACACACAGGAGAGAAACCUUUUGCCUGCUCAGUUUGCGAUCAAAGAUUCUCUCAAAAGGCAACGCUGAGAGAACACACAAGAUCGCACACUGGAGAGAAACCAUUUUCCUGUUCAGUGUGCAACAGGGCUUUUAGUUACCAUUCAUCGUUUAUGAAACACAUGAAAAAACACUCGAGUGAAAGUGUUUAAUUGUGUGAUUAACUGGUGGCCAUACACUCAGCUUGACAUUUCUUCAAAAUAAAAAAUAU
Molecule: messenger RNA, 1936 nt
Organism: Dunckerocampus dactyliophorus (ringed pipefish)
Lineage: Eukaryota; Metazoa; Chordata; Actinopteri; Syngnathiformes; Syngnathidae
Product: zinc finger protein 771-like
Exons: 2
Coding region: 963-1877 (304 amino acids)
Biological process (GO): regulation of transcription by RNA polymerase II
Molecular function (GO): DNA-binding transcription factor activity; RNA polymerase II cis-regulatory region sequence-specific DNA binding
Source: RefSeq, a predicted model, not a curated record